Mercenaria mercenaria is the source of this 5186-nucleotide messenger RNA. RefSeq lists its product as uncharacterized. The coding region runs from base 171 to 1958 and encodes 595 amino acids. Lineage: Eukaryota; Metazoa; Mollusca; Bivalvia; Venerida; Veneridae. The transcript has 8 exons. The record is from RefSeq and is a predicted model, not a curated record.
GCAGAACUAGUUUCUGAAAUCGAUGUCAUUCGUUUUCUAGGUGUAUACAUAUAGAAAUAUCGUUUAAUGCUAAAAGGGAUAUUCAAAACUGAAAAUGAGCUGGUACUUCGGUAGAAAAAUUUUACCGUUAGUCAAAUGUUUCCUAAGCAUAAACAUAAACAAGUGAAAAAAUGGGUUGGAUAGCUGGACCUGAUGACAACGAAAAUGACAGAUUUCCAGUAGACACGUUAGUAAAGGAGCUCAAGGAAACUGUUGGAGAGAUAGACUCUUUUUGUCAAGAUUAUCAUGGUCAGGCAAGGAAAUGUUGCGAUGGAAUUCGGACGUGUUUCGCCACGAUGGAAGAAUCAUUUGCAAGCGUGAAGCUACAGGCUGUCGGCAACCAGAACAUGCACAAAGCAUGCCGAAAAUUGUCCACAGACCUUGGGGCUACUAAGAGUUGUACUGUCUCGUGGAUUAGCAAUUGUCACCGUAACGUGAAUGCAGACCAUCUUGCCAAACCAUUUCACGAUGUUCUUGGUGAUUUACGGACAGCGCUUCAUGGCCAUUGCAACGCUUUACCUCCUGAACGAACCACACAAUGGGCAACGACCACAACAACUACCACAAGAAAAACACCCACAACUACAAAACCUACCUCUACAAGCACAACAUCAUCUUCGUCAGCAGCAACAGAAACAGCAACAACUACUACUACUUCUGCUGCUACAACAACAACAACAACAACAAAACCCACGACUGAAGUCGGAGAAACAUUAACGAAUACUUCACAAAAGACUGUGACUGCUGAUAUUCACACGACAGGCCAGUCAACUCCGUUACACGUGUCUUCAACAUAUGAUCCGGGUAAACCAAGACCCCCGACUGACAGUCAACCUAGCUCAUCAAGUGGCACAUCAGUUGCGACCUCUGUAACAGUCACAUCAACAUCUAGACAAACUCCACACAGUAACGUUUCGUCAAACUUGUUAGCCUCCACAAUAUCCACCACUCCUGUCCUCACUACAAGUUCUAACAAUUCUGAUAUGGCUAGAAGACAGCCCGACUCGGGCACUGAUAGCACCAUUAUAAUUAUUUUUCCUGUGGUUGGAGGGCUUCUGCUACUGUGUGCAAUAAGCCUGUGUAUAUUUAUUUUGUAUAAGAGGAGACAGUCAAAGAACUCAGGCUCCGGUGGUUCCCUCGAGACUGCUGGAAAACCAAAUUUAUUUAAAUGGUUGUUCCCGUCUCAAACGAACGCAGAGUCUGUAAACACGGAAACAGAAAUAUAUGCUGAAAUUGACGAAGCUUUUAUGGAAGCAGUUUAUCGGUACGAUAAAGAAAAACCAAAUGUCAUGCGAGAUCGAAUAAGCUCAAACUCACAAUUCAACAUCUGUUACGAGAGUAAUUUUAACGACGAUGCUAUAAUUGCAGCGAGGGACACGAUUGUGUCCAAAACAAAUUCUACAGAGACAAGCAUUGUGGCGAUGGAACCUCUGAGUCCUUUAGCAUUAAUUCGAAAAGACGAUGACGCAAUUACAUCAUUUCAGAUUGACCAAUCAAAAACCCAGAAAUUACAGGAGAGUCAAAGUAACGGAACUACUUUCAUCAGUGGUCAGAAAGAGUUCCUAACCCGCCGGCCUGGGUUUACAGAUAUUAGGUCGGACUCUUCUGGCGGAGAAUACGUUUAUAUAGAAGCCACACCGAAUGAUGUGUUUGAAGAUGAGCAAAUUUACGCAGUGCCUUCUUUUGAAGAAAGUGAAUAUGAUACCGCCGAAUAUGGCCGGAACCCGCAAAGAGAUAUUUCUCAGGCACCGGAACAAUAUUAUAACUCCUUUCAUGUGUAUAAAAAUGUUGGUAACGCUUCAUUUGACAGUAAUAUUCCCACUGUGCAACAAAACGUGAAGGAAUAUAGGAGAAGUUCCUCAGAUAUUGAAAUCGACAACCAUCUGUAUGAAAAUCCAGACACAUUGAUGGAAUACUGACAGACGACAGUUUAAACCAAUCAAGAUGUGAUAGCUUGAAUUGUUUAUAUUUUUGCAAAUGAUCAAAAGCGUGUAGCAUUAAACCCGCAUCCAUAAAAAUUAAGUUAGAGAUUUAGACAUGCAUGCAAGGCAUAUAUAUAACAUAAAUUAUAACAUGCAAUGUUUAUUUUUCUGUGUAUUUUCGUGCAAUAAUUCUGUUGAAAGAAAAUUUAUUUUAACUGAUCUAAAAAUUUAAAACAUUGCAAAUUAUGAAAUCUGCAUUAUUUAUAACAUCACGUUUUUUAAGCGUUGAAGUUUAUAUACUCUGGUGUAUAAGUCUGUAUGUGCAAUAGUAUUAUCCUGACAGUCCAUAAAGCACACAGAUCGAAAACAGUUGACAUUUAUCAGUGUUGUAAGAUAACAAAAUGUUUUGAAGACAUUCCUUAGCCUUAGAAGAUUUUUUCCACACUCUCCGAUUCAACGGUGUGUUGGGAUGUCCAAACCAAGGUGCUAUUUAAAGUUUAUCGCAAAGAAUAAUACAAACAUGUAAUGGUUUACUGUCAUUUCUUCAAUAGCAACAAAAUUAAAACGGAAAAUGUUUGAAUGACAUUAUGUUCAACUUUUGAAGAACGUUCGGUGGCUUUUGAAGAAAAUUUUGUCUCAUUGAGGCAAGUCUCAUGUACCAAAAAAUCUACAAAACUGUCAUCAAAUAUACUAAUACAAAUACUGGAGGGCCACAACAGCCCAAUACCCCAAAAUGAUAGCACUUACUAAUCUAUCAACGUUAUUCUGUGGUGUGAAAUAUUUGUAAUGUUGUACAUUGAUUAACACACACAAUCUCUGGUUUAACAAAUAUUUUGUUUUAAUAACAAAUUCAAAUCACUUUUGUCAGUAUCUUCAUUUUGUCUCAAUGUCUAAGAAAGCAAGCCGAUUACCGGGACUGCAUUAUCAUUCGUUGGGGACUAAUUUUCGUGGAUUUCAUUUUUUGGUAUCCACGAAAUUAAAUUCGAAGGAAAUACGGAAACUUACCAUUCAGUUUAUGCUAAAAAAGCUGAAAUCCACGAAUUAUUCUCAGGAAACAGCCGUAUUGACCCAAAACCACGAAAAUUCGUGCCAACGAAAUCAAAUGAUUUUAUAGGACUCUACUGACAUUUCAACGAGGAGAAGGAAGUGUACCAUUUCUGAACCACAUAGCGUUUUUUGAGAAAUAAAUCCUGUUUUAAUUUUUUCGGUUACAUACUUUUGAAUAUUCCGCUAAUAUGUAUGCGCGUCCUUGUAUUCACGAGGUGAAACAUUUUCGCACAGCGCUGUGUCUGCGCUUCGUCUUUUCUUAUUAUGGCGGAUUUUGCUCAAUGGAGCUUUUUCCCUUAAUUUCACGUAAUCAGUUGCUGCAGUAAGAUGAUAGAAUUACAUUACGAAAAAAUACGCUAUAGAAUUUGUCAUAGACACUUAGGUCAUAUACCACCACUACAAUUUUGGAUCUCAUUUUUAGUUGAUUUUACAGCGUGUUGACUGAAAAUAUGUUUUUUUUUGCAUUAAACAUGACCCACUUAUCCUUUGUUGUUUUACUCACAUCUCUCUUCUUUCACAGAAAAUGUAAGUUAAAGUCUUUUAGAAAGGGUCCCAUAUGUAGAUACAAUCCUAGAGAUUACUCACUGACUAGAAUAAUAAUCCUACCUUGCAUUUACCUAUACACCUGUAUAACACAAAUUACAAGGAAGAAUGAAGUAACUGUGUGGUUAAAAAGUUUUGUGAUAAGUCACGUUUCAAGGAAAUGUCAUUUUACAUGGUAUAAGUAUUUUUUCUUGUAUUAUAUAUGAUAUGUGAUAUGGUACAACUAACAUUAUAUCUAAGUUUCAGCUUAAAUGGUGCAUCUGAAUUUGAUUUAUUAGACUUAAAACAUUUUCUGAUGUCAAACAAUAUGCAUGUAUCUUAAAACAUUUUCCUCCGCCAUAAUACAGUUAUAAUUGGGGAUUAACUAUUUAUCAAUGCAUCAUCAGAUAUGUAGGACUAUCGACAAGAGCGGCUACAUGGGAAUUAAAUAAGAAUUUUCAGAAAUUCUUAAAACGACAUGCUUAAAAUGAUCAAAUCAUGGUAUUAAAUGUUAUAUAUAGGCAAGUAAUAUGACUUUUUAAUUGUUUUAUAUAAUUUAAAAUUCUAGGUACUAUCUCCAGAAUAAAAAUGGCAAACGUUUUAGUUUGUUCAUGCAAUUUUUUGCGCACGACAGGAUAAAAUAACUACACUUAAUAAAUGAGAUCUAAAAUUUACUCAUGCAGUUGUUUUGAUUUCAUUAUUUGCUUGUGGGCAGUAGGUCAAGGUCACAAUAAACUCAAGACUCUAAAAAUUCAGAUCACUAACUGCAGAACGUUAUGGCUGGUGAUAGUCAAGCCGCUCUAAAAUGAUUGCCGAUCGCCAGUAGAUUGCCCCUGUUAUUUCGAGAAUUAGUAGGUCAGAGGUCACAGUGACCAAAUAUUUUAUCCAACCAAGUACUGAAAAGCAUUUUAGGCUGCAGUCGUCAAACUUCGCAGAAUGAUUGCAUUUGGUCAUUAAAUAAUCCUCAUUAUCUUGAUGGUCAGUAGGUCAAAGGUCAGGGUCAUAAUGACACUGAGAUUUGUUGUCGUUCUCUGAUUCAUAUGGAGUACUGGAACAGAUCAAGGAACACUGGUUAUAUUUACAAAUCGCCAUAUUGUUGUAAAACUGUGUUAAAUCCAAAACAAUCAAAACAAAAUGACCUAAAAAAUUAACUACGAAAUGCUUUAGAAAAGGGGUGUCAGACUUUAGAGCAGAAUGGCCUGUGAUCAGUGAAUUACCUCUAUUGUUUUUGGAGUCAGCAAGUCGAAGGCUGAAGUGACAUCAAGUAUUAAAUGACUUUCUGUAAAUAGUUGGAGGUCACUUUUGCCAAUGGUCAACAAACGCCGAGGUACAAGUGUUUAUGGUCAGUAGAUGGAUCAUUUUACUUUUUGCCUUUACAUACUUUUAUUGUUUCUCGAAAAAAAAUAACAAAGGCCAGAAUAAGCAUUUUGAUGUUUCAGGGUGUUUUUUUUGCUUAGAAUUACAAUGUGCCAACUAGACCAGGCGGAUCCAGGAUUACCUUUUAAGAGAGGUGCCGAAUUUCCAGUUGAGUCCGAGAGCACUAGAAAAUAUUAGGCAAGUAUAUCUAAAAUAUGACAAUUUAACGCAGGUUUGUGCAUUAAUAAUUGUCAUUCAUUAAAUCUAUACAGUAAGAAAAAAAUCUAUAAGAUUUAAAGG